Molecule: messenger RNA, 1609 nt
Organism: Micromonas pusilla CCMP1545
Lineage: Eukaryota; Viridiplantae; Chlorophyta; Mamiellophyceae; Mamiellales; Mamiellaceae
Gene: RSP10
Product: flagellar radial spoke protein
Exons: 2
Coding region: 43-1551 (502 amino acids)
Biological process (GO): cilium assembly; axoneme assembly; cilium movement involved in cell motility
Cellular component (GO): axoneme; radial spoke
Source: RefSeq, a predicted model, not a curated record
GACGGACGACCGCGCACGCGUGCUCGACCCCCGCGACGCACGAUGGCGUUCGAGGAUGCGCUCCAGGAAGCGACCGCGUUCCUCCAGAAGACGAACGUCGACGGCGAGUCCGUGUACGAGCAGCUCGCGAAGGUCGUAGGCAAAAUUCUCGAUGAGAAACCGGAAGACGCGGUGGAUCUCCUGGAGACGUCCCUCCUCGUGAAGAAGACGCAGUACGCCCCCCCAGAUCCGAUGUACGCGACGGUCAGGUCGAAGAACGCCGCCGCCGCGGUGAUGUUCAAAGAGCUCUACAAGACGCCGAGCCCGCUGAUCGAUCCGGAGACGGGGGAACCGAUGGAGGCGACGCCGCCGAACGACUUCGAGACGGAGAACGUCGUCGCGGACGCGGCGAUGUACGACGCCUUAGGUCUCGGCCUAUCCCGCGGCGAGAUGUACGGCGUCAUGCUCGCGAUGAAGAGGCUCGGCGAGGACCCGGAGAAGAAGCUCGCCACCGUCCGCUUCUUCGGCAAGAUGCUGGGCACGACGGCAGAUUAUUACGUCUUCGAGUCCACGCUCAAGGAGCCCGCGCCCGCGCCGGAGGGGGAGACCGCGGAGGGCGAAGUCCCACCGGAAGCGUCCGGGCAGGGCGCGAACACGUACACGUACUUUGUGUGCCAGACCCUCGGCGGGCCGUUCACGAAGCUUCCGGAUGUCACCCCCGCGACGAUUCGAUGCGCGCGGCUGAUCAAGCGUUACCUCACCGGCGAUCUCGCCGCCGACGUCUCCGCGUACCCCGCGUUCCCCGGCCUCGAGGCGGACUACCUUCGCGCGAUGAUCGGGAGGAUCGCGUCCGCGACCGUGGUGUGCCCCGCGGGGAUGUUCACCCUGGACGAGGAGACGGGCGCGGUGAACAAGGUUGAGGAGUACGCCCCGGGCGCCGCGGAGGAUAUGGUGGAGCUCGAUCGUUGGGCGCAUCGGUACCCGCACGUGAAGCCGCAAGGCCGGUGCGAAUUUUACGCCGCGCCGAUCCCGGAGCCGGAGGAGGGCGAGGAACCCGCGGAGGAGGUGGAGCCGGAGACGUCCCCGGCGCUGCUGUCCACGCUCGACGCGGACGCGGAGAGCGACGCGAUCGACUGGGGCGCCGCGGUGACGGCGAAGAACGAAGAGGGCGAGGAGGUACAGGAGGGACGGCCCGCGUGGGCGAGCUGCACGUCGUCCACGGUGCCGGGGGUGAAGUUCCCGGUGAUCGGGAUUAAGUCCCUGGUGUGGCCCGGCGCGUUCGUCGCGUACGACGCGUCCACGGGCGCGUUUUCGAACUGCUACGUCGGGUACGGGUUCAAGAACGCGCCGUUUGUGCCCGCGCCGCCGCCGGAGAUCCAGAACGAAUUCGGAUUUACCCCCGAGCCGGAGCCCGUCGAGGAGGGCGAGGAAGCGCCGGAGCCGGCGGAAGGGGAGGAGGUUCCGGAGAUACCGAAGGAGAGUUCUGAGCUCCCGCCGCUGCCGGAGCCGGAGCCGGAGCCGGAGGAGGGCGAGGGCGAGGAGGGCGCCGAAGGCGAGGAGCCCGCCGAGUAGAUUUGGUUCUGACAGAUGAAAAUACUCUGCUUGAGGUUAAUUCCACGCGAUUCCCGGG